AGAGGCUGAAUCACAGGGACAGAGAGCUGGAGUGUGUUGAGAGGCUUUGUGCUCCUCAGGAGGAUGAAUGAUGAGGACUACGGCUCCACUUUCUUCUCCACUGGAGGGUUUUAAACUGGAUUUUACUUCUUGUAGAUCAACGCUGUGAUACCGGAUUGUGUUGUACCUGCAGCCAACAUCUGUCUGUGGUGCAUAACACUGGAAAUGCUGGACUGUCUCCGGGCCCAGGACAUGGUGUCCUGAUCCUCCCCGACACCAACACCAUCACACGGCUUCGCACACCAGUCCGGCCUGGGCCAUGACCGCUCCGCUUCCCAACGUCAGCGUUCCCGGGAGUACGGAGGCUCUGCUGGUGACCACCGACUGCCCCUUCAACCUGACGGCGGCGGCUCAGGAGGGACUAGGCUCCGGAGGGUCGGUGGCCCCCCUCUGUACCCUCUGCUGCUGCGGGUUUCUCAAUCGCACCCUGGCGGUGGUGUUCAUGGUGAGCCUGGCGUUUGCCAUCGUGAUUGGGAAUGUGGUCACGCUCACUGUCUUUGUGCAAACGAGGCAGUCGAGGACACCUCAAGGAUACUUGAAAGUGUCCCUGGCCAUAGCAGACAUGAUGGUCGGUGUCCUGGUGGUUCCUUUCUCGGUCUACACCGAAAUCUCUCUGAUGGUGACCAGCGUGCCUCCCAACUGGUACCAGGGCAGCUCCACAUCCCCGGCCUCCUCUUCCCCCGUGGGCGGACUCGUGAGCCCCUGGCAGCCCUGCAUGCUGAUCGGCCCCGUGUUCGCCGGGUGCACUUUCGUGUCCAUCAGCACCAUCUUCCUGAUGACCCUGGAGCGCAGCGUGGCCAUCUUACGGCCACUCCACAAGGACUCCCUGGUGACCAGGAGACGGACCCUGUUCCUCAUCCUGGUCUCCUGGGCCGCCAGCUUCCUCCUGGCUCUCGCGCCCCUCAUGUUCAGCGGCAACUUCACUUUGGAGUACAAUGAGUGCAGUCGUAUGUGCAACUACGCCCCUCUGUUGUUUGGGAACCGGCUGCCGCCUGACGCCAACAUCCUGCUGCUGUUCCCGGCAUUCGACUUCAUCCUGCUCGGUGGCACGUUGGCUAUCAACAUUGUGUCUUUCACUAGCAUCCGACGCUACUCCCGAAAACGCAAACUUCUCUCAGAGGGGAGUCUGAGCGACACAGGAGGAGGAGGUGGAGGAGGGGGAGGAGGUGGAGGAGGAUGCCCUCACAGGCCGUCCUUUUCAGACAUCAAAGCAGCCAAGACAAUUGGCAUAUUAACAUUUGCCUUCACCGCUUCAUUCUCCCCCAUCGCGGUGUUUGUGUUCGGGAACGUCGUGGGAUACACGUGGUGUAAAUUCUCCUUUUUUGCCUUCUGGAUUCUGACAGGAAACAGUUGUUGUAAUGUCAUUAUCUACAGCGUCAGGGACCACCGCUUCAGGAAGGGCGUGACCCUGCUCUUUCAGCGGGACCACUCCCCUCCACACGGCGAGAAGAGCUGCGGGACACACUGAGUGUUUUCAACAAGCGUGUGCUUUGCGACGUCAUGUUGACUUGAAAUUUUGAGAAAUACGCUCAUGGUUCUGGAAAGGUCAAUUCUCUCCCGCUCAUGUUUGCACGUAAAUAUCAGGCUUAAGUUGGCAUGCAGACAGGAAAUAAGUUAGUGUGGCUUUACACAGCGAUAACGAAAUCAGCCUGUUUGUUUCUGUGCAAAAAGUUUGAAAACUGUGUUAGGUUUUAUGUGUUCUUGGCCAGAAGCAGUUGUUAGGCAACCACUCCGGGAGGUGAGCAAACACUGCCAAGAAAUAAUCUGGUAAACACAAUAAUUUAGAGAGGAGGAGUAGAGCAGAUUUAAUCUUUGGAAGAAGCCAGGGCUUCUGUUGUGUACCCGUUUCCCUGGUUUCCUGUCUUCAUGCUAACCUACUAAUUUCUCAGCCGGAGCAUUAUUAAUGUCAGUUAAUUUGCCAAUUUGUGCGAGCCAGCGGAAUACGUCCCCAAAUAAUGUAAAUUCCACGUGAAAUACAAGCAAAACAAUCAAUAUUUUUGUUGCAGAGAAUUGUGAAACAGGUGCCGCACACACAAACAGAUCUAUGCAUCGCAUGAUGAAACAGCUUUCAGGUUCGGACCAAACGCACACACACACAUAUACUGUAGAUCGCGAAUAAACCACGGGCCCUUGUAGCUACUCUACUGCCGCAACCGUCCUCGUUGUCUCCUCUGGUCUUCGGCUUUCGUCGCUGUGGAACAUCUGUCCUCAAGCUUUCCUUCAGAGGGCUGUCAUGAGCCGUUCGUUAACUUCAGGAAACCCACCUACCGUCUCUCCAGAAAGGUCUACUGACACUGCUGCACAGUGCAGCAUAUAUUUUUUUAUGUCAUUCGUGUAGAAGUUAAGCAGCUGCGGCCUCCUCUUCUUCUUUGUAAUAAUGUGGAAUACAAAGUUUUGUUUGUUUUGUUUUUUUUUUGAUUAAGGGAGUAGCUGAUACCAUUGAUUUUAAUCUGUGGUUUUACAUUCUGGAGCAUCAACUUUUGUCUGUCGCAAUAAUUACGUCAGAAAUGCACUUAAUCGGUUACUAUUCGAGCCAUCUGCAUCGUGCCACAUUAUUUGUUUUUACUUUCUCAAGCAUUUUAUAAUAUCAGUUAUUUUUGUCGCCAAAUGAAAGAAUAAUCGGUUUAAUUAUUACACCAGUGCUGACGAAAUGAAUGGGAGACCAGCCACAGAGAUGAAGCGUAAGAAAAGCAUCGUGAUUAGAGCGGACCCUCAAACUCAAACUGUGCCGGUCGAUCUUUUCUUUCAGGGUGUGAUGUAUUUGUACCAUAAAAUGAUCUGUGUCAGCUAUAAGUCUUGUGUAUUGCUUGGGAUUCUGUAUUGUGCAAUUUGACAAUAUAAUAAUAACAUACAGCAAUGAGGUUGACAAGCAUUUUGAAGCAUAAAUUGUCUUUUAUUUCCAUUCAUGGAAAAAAAAAAAGUGGCGGCGUGUAAUUGUGACAUAAGUUGACGGCCUUUGAAAGUCAGAGAAUCUGGAAAAAUGGAAGACUAAUAAACACUAUGAAGAAGAUUCUUGCCAUUAA
Mugil cephalus (flathead mullet) is the source of this 3062-nucleotide messenger RNA. Its product is annotated as beta-2 adrenergic receptor-like. The coding region runs from base 299 to 1507 and encodes 402 amino acids. Gene Ontology annotation, biological process: G protein-coupled receptor signaling pathway. The record is from RefSeq and is a predicted model, not a curated record. The transcript has 3 exons. Lineage: Eukaryota; Metazoa; Chordata; Actinopteri; Mugiliformes; Mugilidae. Gene Ontology annotation, molecular function: G protein-coupled receptor activity. Gene Ontology annotation, cellular component: membrane.